GAUGACCCUUGACAUAUAAGGGAAUGUUGGCACGGCAACGGCUGACGUCCCUGAGUCUAAAAACAGACUGAGAGCUCAGGGAGCUGCUAAAGGCCUCCACACUCGUCUGCUGCUGCAACUUUCUCUUGUAUUUUCUCUAGGACACCUCCUCUUCCUCACCUGUCCUUUCUAGGUGUCAGUGUCGUUCUCUGCCCUCAUGGAGAGUCUGGAGAAGCAGCUCAUCUGUCCCAUCUGUCUGGAGAUGUUCACCAAGCCUGUGGUCAUCCUGCCAUGUCAACACAACCUGUGCCGCAAGUGUGCCAACGAUGUGUUCCAGGCAUCCAAUCCCUACCUAUCCACGAGGAGCGGCUCCACAGUGACGUCAGGUGGACGUUUCCGCUGCCCGUCCUGCAGACAUGAGGUGGUUCUGGACCGACAUGGUGUUUAUGGACUGCAGAGGAACCUGCUGGUGGAGAACAUCAUCGAUAUGUACAAACAGGGCAGCACCAGUAAGCCGGUGCCUGAGAAGAAGCAGGAGCAGCCGAUGUGUGAGGAGCAUCAGGAUGAGAAGAUCAACAUUUACUGCAUCACCUGCAGCGCCCCCACCUGUUCCCUCUGCAAAGUGUUUGGAGCUCACAAAGACUGCCAGGUGGCUCCGCUCAGCGAUGUCUUCACCAAGCAGAAGGCAGAGCUUACUGAUUGCAUCUCCAUGCUGGUUGGGAACAACGAGAGGAUCCAGGCGAUCAUCAGUCAGCUGGAUGAGACCUGCAGAGCUGUGGAUGAGAACGGCCGGCGGCAGAAGUCAAAAGUGUGCGAGACAUUCGACCACUUGUUUGCACUACUGGAGGAGAAGAAAGCUGAGAUGACGGUGAGGGUCAACAGUGAGCAGGAGGAGAAGCUCAACUACAUACGCAGUCUGAACAGGAAGUACAGCGAACACCUGGAGGGAACCGCUAAGCUGGUGGAGUCUGCCAUCCAGACCAUGGAUGAGCCCGAAAUGGCAGUUUUUCUUCAGACGGCCAAACCUCUGCUGCAGAAACUGCUGCAGUCCACAGAAACGUCUCACCUGGAUAAAGUCCAGCCUGGAUACGAGAACAUGGAACACUUCACGGUGAACUUUGAGCCUCAGAGGCAGGCGCUGGCAAUUGUUGACUUCAUCAAACUUGAUGAAGAUGAUGAUGACAGCGAAGAAGAGGUGGAAGCAAGUGGGCCACAGCCGCAGUUUGCACCUGCAGCAGCCAAUCAGCAGCCCCCACUGGCACCUCCCUCAGCCACGCCCCCUCACAAACCGUCAGAGACCCCCUCGCCAUCAUCACUGCCAUCCACUCAGGCCCCGCCCCCUCUACCUCUCCCCACUGCCAGCUCCCCCCAGUCAGAACAGCAAAGUGAGCUGGAGAACAAAGAUGGACCCAAACAUGUCUUCUCAUUCAGCUGGCUCAACCAAAAGUAAGACCAUGUGAUUCAGGAGAAGCAGGGAACCUGUGGAACCUGGAGAAAUGAGAGCUUCGAGGUUCCUGAGGAACCUGAACAAUUUGAGAAACCUGAGAAAACUAAGGAACAUGGAGAACCUUGUGAACUUGGAAAACCUGACUAGUCUGAGUAUGCUGAGAAACCUGGAUAAACCAGACUUGUUCUCUCUGUUCAGGACUUGAUCUUCUUAUUUCGCUGGUGUGUCUGUGUGUUAGAAACAACAGAACCCUUCAUCAAGCCGUUUUCUUCUUUACUUAUUCAGAAUUUUGUUGGACUGAAGAUUCUUAGAACUUCUGAGGAACCUUGAGUGAAAUGUCUUCAUCGUGGUGCUGCUGUUGUUCUACUAUUAAACAUCUGUCACUGAUUUAUUGUUUUACUGCAGAAAAAUAUUUUAAACUCUAUCAUCUGCAUAAAAACACCCCAUAAAUGAUGAAAUUCUCUCCAUCAUGUUCUACUUUUGCCCAUCGGACUUUGUGGGUCUCGUUGUGUGUUUGGACAUCAUUUAAAGAAAAAGUGCUAGAACCGUCUGCACAAACCAAAUUAUCAUGAAGAUCUGCUCCUGAAACAGCUUCUCUGUGUUCUGACAGUUUUUCUGUAAUAUUUGUGCAAUAAAAGGGAAAAGAGGGACGUCUGGGUGUCUCUGCUGAGUCUGCUGCCCCCGCGACCCGGUUGAAGGAUGAAGCGGAAGACGACGAGUACAAGAACCCAUAUUUCUAACUGUCUGUUCCUGUGUAUCAGAGCUUUUGAGGUGAUCCACAGAUCCAGGUUCUGUUUCAGACUGCAGUAAAAUCCCUCUUCCAGCUAGGUAUAAAAAGACAGACUUCAGACUACUAAGUCAGCUGGUGGUUCCACCUGACUCCAAACGGUUCUGCAGGUUUCUUUGGGUCUCUAUCUAGGGCCAGAUUUAAAAGCUCUGUCCUGAUUAUAAACCUUCCAACAUCAGAGAUACUGAUUGAUUCAUAUUUGUUUGGGUCAAUGCUGAGCUCUGCCAGAACCCAUGUCUCCGUGACAACGACCUGAUCACAAGGAGCUGAAGUUAUAAAAUAUUCUACAGCUUUAAAGACAGUUUAGAUGCAGAAAAUAAAUCAGAAGAUUGUUAUAGAAAUGUAGUUCCUUGCUUGAUUUACUCCUUGAUUCUCUACAGGAACUGACAAAAGUAUUAGAACCCCUCAGUGUUGAUCCAUUCUUCUCUUAUUUAGUCUUAGAGUAAUGGUUUCUCAGCCUUCUGCUUGCAGCCAUGUGAGAUAAUAUGUACGCCACACUAUUAAGAUUAUGUCUGGGACAACAGGUCUCAUGAGAGGCACCUUGAAAACUGUUGUAGCUUCUAGGAGAACUUUUACUUUGUCUGGUCACAAUGAUUUAGCAGCACUACUGAGAACUUCUCCAAUGCUGUAAAAUCCUUUUCUCUUGCAAGAUUAAAAUAAAGCUGAUUCUGAGGGACAA
Girardinichthys multiradiatus is the source of this 2892-nucleotide messenger RNA. Its product is annotated as E3 ubiquitin-protein ligase TRIM63-like. The transcript is spliced from 9 exons. The record is from RefSeq and is a predicted model, not a curated record. Bases 197 to 1429 code for a protein of 410 amino acids. Gene Ontology annotation, molecular function: zinc ion binding. Lineage: Eukaryota; Metazoa; Chordata; Actinopteri; Cyprinodontiformes; Goodeidae.